GAAGGUUGUGUGAAGUCUAUAUUUAAGGAGCCCCCUCUACCGAAGCUGCAGUUGACUCAAGCAGGCAGAACUGUUUACGAACCAUGAAUAAGUAUCUUGUGCUUCUCACAAUGUGCUUAGCGGCGUCGAGCACCGCGGCUCACAAACUACCUGACUACAUCAAGAAAUGUUCCCUGAAGGACCCAGAAUUCAAUGCGUGCGCCUUGAAGAGUGCCAGAGCUGCAAUUCCACACCUCGUUAAAGGAGCAAAGAAGCACAACAUCCCACUCUUGGAUCCACUGAUUGUGAAGGAGGUUCGGGCAGUCGAAAGUUAUCUGACCAUGGCGGCAAUAGAUGUGAAAAUGCAAGGGUUAAAGGACGCAGUUCUGCAAAACAUAAGUUUCGACUUCGACAAACAAAAUAUCACGGCAGAAGUCCUAGUCCCAGAGGCACAUUUCACUGGCAAUUAUGAACUGGAUGGCAGGCUAGUGGCUCUCCCGAUAACUGGCAAGGGACCCCUCGACGCCACGCUUUAUGACCUCUACGUCAAGUAUACAACUGGUUAUAGCUUUACGAAGAUGGAUGGCGGCGAAGUGUAUCUUGUUCCUACUGACUAUAUAUAUAGCCAACCCAAAAAUUUGAAAGCUAAAUUGGGAAAUCUGUUUAACGGAAACAAAUUACUAGGAGACAGCAUGAACGCGUUUAUCAACGAAAACUGGCAAGCCGUGCUGAAAGAAGUUGGGCAGCCUACCUACGACGCCCUAGGUCUCAUCGUGCACACCAUACUCAGUGCAGCCGCAAAAACGGUGCCCUACAAGGAUAUAUUCGACGACACAGAAUGAAGACAUCCACGUCUGGUUAAAAAGAAGUGAUAUAGUGUACGGCAGCAAGACGGAACGGGAGAAGUACCCUUCGACGUAAAUUAAGAUAACACAAAGAUAUUUAACUCGAUUUACAGCAGCUGCACUUUAGCCAUUAUGUACUAUCGAUAGGGACUUUAUAGUUAGGACGUAGGGUUACUCUACUGGGCUUGCCACUAACAUAAACGAAGGGGAAGGGGAAAAAAAGGAUUAAUAACAACUUUGUAAAAAAUCGAAAUUUGAAAAAAUUAUCAUCAUUCGCAUGUGGAUUCAACCCCAAAGGUACCGCCACACUACCGUUCUUUCAUGCAACACGAAGAGCAUUUUUCGUUUUACAAAUUUUUACUGCGCGACUAUGCUUGCAUUACUGAAUCUUCAAGAAACACGUGUUACAUCUCUACAAAGAAAUUCAGUAAUUGCUGACCCAUGAUUGACGUUAAAAGAUCAAGUGUCGUAAGGAAUAUUUUUGUUUCGGGUCUUACGUUUUCCACAACUAAAUAUCACCACAGUUAUGUAACGUUAAAUUUUAUCACAGAACACUUUCAUGGCUUCCAUUACCGAAUAAUUAACAUCAAAUAUGAACAGAACAGUCUUGACUAUUAGCCUGAAGCUUGCCAGAUGUUAUCUAGGGCUCUUGUCAAGCUUAGAACAUUCAGUUGAAGUCACUUAAAAUCAAUCUUCUCAGCUAUCUCACUUUUCCCGUUUGUCUUCUGUGAAGUACCACUGAAUAUAUGUCACAACUUAGUACAGUUAAGCGGCAACAGUUUUCAGCAAACCACUAAGCAUUCUGAACGGACAUGAUUUGGAAUUUGGCGUAUUAUAACCGGCGCAAUUAUUUCUGUCCAAUUAAUUUGUAUCCAAAUUGAUGAACUAGUUACUCUAAGGCUUCAUAUGAUGUUUUCUGUUUACUAACAUGAAUAAUUAUACCACACUAUAAUUACGGAGUUUGCAAGAUCACGUCACUUUUCCCUAUCCUGAGCCAGAUUAUUCCAGGCAGCCGACAUCUUCAUAUCGUAUUCCUUUGAAGUCUAUUUCUAAAUUAAACUCAUCUACGCCCACGCUCCAAGUGAUCUCUUCAGAAUGUGUGAUAACAUACUUUCCUGAACACUGUUCUAAGGAGAACACGCUUCACAAAUACACAUAUAUGCAUACAUCGUUCGUAUAUAUACGUACAUACAUACGUACUUGCAUACGCACGUACUUGAGCACGUGAACACAUACAUCCAUACACACACACACACAGACAGAGAGAGACACAUACACACACAAAUACACACGUAGGGGAGCCCAGGGCAGAACGGGGCCACGGGGCAGAACAAGGUAUCGGCCUUGUUUCGUCUGAAAUGCUUUGCGAUUUAUCGGAACCGGGUGAAAUACCAUUAGCAUACAGCACAGGGUCAUGUCAUGUCAGUCAGCUAUAUUUUGUGGUUACAGUAUCGUAAAUUAUCACCUAAGCUGGAUUUUUCUCCUACAUUUUAGAAUUUUUUCUCAAAUUCCAGUGAAUAUAAAACCUAUUCAUUAUAUAUAUCCAAUUUGUUGAAUGAUGCAUGUUA
Molecule: messenger RNA, 2392 nt
Organism: Zootermopsis nevadensis
Lineage: Eukaryota; Metazoa; Arthropoda; Insecta; Blattodea; Termopsidae
Product: protein takeout-like
Biological process (GO): multicellular organismal reproductive process
Source: RefSeq, a predicted model, not a curated record